GACGGCAGAUCUGGGUAACUGCUCACCCUCUGACAUCAGAAACCUCCGAUGCAGCACCCGAGAACGCAGCUGCAAAAUCCCUGAUCAAGAACAUGAAGCUCCUUCCCGUCUUCACAGCUGCAUCCUGCUUCACGCCCCCAGGUCCCCCUUUUUUUGUACUACGAGUGAUGAAGAUUUUUUUCCGGAUCACAUGAGCCAGGAUGAAGGGGGAAAAUCCUGCCAGGAAAAGAGAUGGGCUGCAACUUGAACCUGAUCAAGGGGAGAUACAGAGCAGUACCCUGAGGGCUAUAUAAGAAUGUGCUCGGCACAAGAGCAAACACUUUUUCAGGCGAAGGACUUGCAUGAGUCAGCCAUGCAUGUGAAGGAAGACUCCGUUUCAAGGAGGCUUGGAGCCACUAACAGAACAUGUUUGUAUUUCAUCAUCGCUACCCUUGCUGCGUUACUCAUCUUUGCAUUAGCCACCAUCAUGGUCUUAGUCGUUCAGAGGAUGGUAGUGGAUCCUGCCACAGAGGGCAUUGCAAAACCAUUCAAGACAGGGAACACCUCCGAAGACUAUUUAAGAAUCCUACAGAACGUCCCGACCAAGGGAGCGGCUGCGUACAUGAGAGUGUUCAAGCAAGUAAACAGUUCAAAACUGAGCUUGGUUGAGAAGGGCAUUUGUGAAGACAUCCAGUGCAAGAGAGAAGAGCUGGUGAUAAAGAAACAAGGCCUCUACUUGAUCUAUUGCCACUUGAACUUCUAUUUCCCCAGCUGGUCAAACAGUCCCACCGACCUCAAGAUAGAGCUCCUUGUGAAUGACCAAGUCAACAGGCAAACGUUAUCCACAUGGUGCGCCUCCGAAACGUGCCACAAAAAGACUUUUAAGACCUUGUUCCAGCUCCAUUUGACACCCCUGAAUGUGAAGGACCGAGUAUCAGUAACACUCAAUCAUCCUAAAUUCUUAAAUGAAAUUUUUCUUCCCAAUGAAAACGUUCUUGGGGUCUUGAGGUACAGUGAUGACAUGUGAGCAGCUCUCUGACUUCCUACUGCUGCCCAGAUUGAUCUUUCCCUGAACGAGAGUAGUCUGUUUUUAUUAGGCAACACCUUUAGGAACUUUGUGAGUAUCCCAGAACAAACCCUAAAACACUGCAAAACCCACACCUGACAGAUUCUUCUGGUGUGAUUUGGGGUUGGAUUGUUGUUGGACUACCCAGCAUAUAACCCACAUACCUGACAAUGGUUCCUCAAAGCAAUCCUGUGUAAACCCAGAUUAAACAUAACCAGAUUAUGGGAAGAAUACACAAUAUUGAGACUUGUUGGGUAAUGGACCAUUGGCAAGGUGCCUGCGCUCAGGAGAUGGGGGAAUCUUUUUAACUGAAUUUUAUGGAGUAGUAUUUUGACAUGGACUUACCAAAAAACUAACAAUCAAAGCUUGUAAUCUGGGUUUUCUUUACAACAACCUUGCAACCGUAACUCUGGAGUAGGUUUAUGGAUAGAAUGUAUGAAAGCAAAGGCAAUGGUAUUAUUGACUUUCAAGCUAAAACUCUGGGACAAAACACAGAAGAUAGGGGAUUUACAGGAUAUUUCUGUGCUGCAUCCUGCUAUGGACUUUGUGCAAUUUAUUUCCAAGUGUCUUCUUUUUCACUAUUUAACCAUCUUUUCUAUUUAAAUAUUAAGCUGUUUGGGGCAGAGACUGUGUAUAUGCACAAUGCUCAGUCUCUGGUCUCACCUGGGGUUGCUAGACCUUUUCAUAACAAAUAUUAGAACAGUAAUCUAGUUGCAGAUCUAGCCACAUAGCUAAGCUCAUCACUGUAUGUUUUCCUUGAAUCCUGUCCUGCCUGUUUGACAGAGCCCUGCAUGACAGCAGGCCACACUGGUGUGGAAAGACACCUCUAAUGCUUUCACCUUCUGAAAAGCCAAGAUUUAGAUCUGAGGUCCAGACUUUCCCAGAAACAAUUUCAGGCUUGGCCCUCAGCCAGGAGCUGUGGAGUUUGCGCAGUCCAGAGGACAGAUAUUAUCUGAGCUUCUUUGGUUUAGUUGAAUCCUUAGAUAAUGAAGGAUUAAAGAGUAA
This is a messenger RNA of Pezoporus occidentalis (night parrot), 2050 nucleotides long. RefSeq names its product TNF superfamily member 8 (gene TNFSF8). Gene Ontology annotation, biological process: immune response; CD8-positive, alpha-beta T cell differentiation. Gene Ontology annotation, molecular function: tumor necrosis factor receptor binding. The transcript has 4 exons. The record is from RefSeq and is a predicted model, not a curated record. Bases 296 to 1006 code for a protein of 236 amino acids. Lineage: Eukaryota; Metazoa; Chordata; Aves; Psittaciformes; Psittacidae. Gene Ontology annotation, cellular component: membrane.